Aquila chrysaetos chrysaetos is the source of this 2788-nucleotide messenger RNA. RefSeq names its product WASH complex subunit 3 (gene WASHC3). The coding region runs from base 109 to 714 and encodes 201 amino acids. Gene Ontology annotation, biological process: exocytosis; actin filament polymerization. The transcript is spliced from 7 exons. The record is from RefSeq and is a predicted model, not a curated record. Lineage: Eukaryota; Metazoa; Chordata; Aves; Accipitriformes; Accipitridae. Gene Ontology annotation, cellular component: WASH complex.
CGAGGUCAAGAGGCCGCGUACGGAGCCGCCGGGGGCUUCCGGGGUGCGGCGGGAGGUGGCUGGCGGCUGCGGGGCCGCUCUCCGUCCCGCGGCCUCGGCCCCGCGGGGAUGGACGAGGACGGGCUGCCCAUUGUGGGCUCCGGCAUUGACCUCACCAAGGUUCCUGCUAUUCAACAGAAAAGAACUGUAGCAUUUCUAAACCAGUUUGUGGUUCACACAGUGCAGUUUCUCAACUGCUUUUCUACUGUUUGCGAAGAGAAAUUGUCAGCACUGUCUCUCCGUAUCCAACAAAUUGAAACAACACUCAAUAUUUUGGAUGCAAAGUUAGCCUCUAUUCCUGGCCUAGAAGAUGUCAAAUUUGAAGUGUCCAGUGCAAAUAUAAACAGUGUUACAAAUGGUCCUGUGGGGCAAACUACUACAGAUCAACAGACAGCUGUAUCACCUCAGUCUGGACAGAACAAUAUACAUGAAGAAGGGUUACAGAAAACAGAGGUAAUAACAGAAAAUGUCAGAACUGUGGCCAAGGAUCCAAGAUAUGCCAGAUAUCUCAAAAUGGUACAAGUGGGUGUUCCUGUAAUGGCAAUACGAAACAAAAUGAUUUCUGAAGGGCUAAAUCCAGAUCUUCUCGAGACCCCAGAUGCCCCUGUGCCUGCCUGGGGAGAUGAUGGGAAAGCAGAGGACAGUUCUGAUAGUGAAUCUUCAUUUAGUGACUGAAGAGACUGAUUUUGGCCUUUGGAAACCUCCGUUAAGUGCUAAUGCCUUUGGAGCUUUAGCAGACAAUGGUUUUGCGUUGGUCACAUGGGUGACGUGUUUAUCUGACAGCAUUUUUAAGAGCUACGAUCCUCCAUGUUCUCUACCAGAAAGUUUGAACAGGCAGCGUGUUUGAGCCUGAACCUUUCCAGGAUGAAAAUUAAUCGUGAGAUCCUUGCAAUUUUUAUGCUGCAUCGUUUCAGAUUCCUUUCUGAUUCUUCUGAAACUACUUUGUAAAACUAAAAAUUCCACACCUCUAAACCUCCAGGCCUCUAAGACUGCAUUCUGGUCAUUACUGCAUUUUCUAUGUAACACAAUUAACCUAAGUUGCCUUCUUUCUGUCCCAUAACUUACAGGUAAAGUAACUUUUCAAAAUGAAAUUGUUUCAUUGAUGAACUGUAUUUUUCUUCUAAUAUACUAUAUUCUCAAGUGACACAGGAAUUACAUAGAAGUCAGCUAUCUUAUGGUGAUUGCAAUUCAGUGAUACUCUGAGAGAAACUAAAAUACAAGUGAGAAAUAUAUUAAAACCCAAUCUGAAUCUAUUUUCAAAGUAUAGACUGCUAUUCAAUGUCACGUUAGAGUCCGUACAAAGUUGUUAAAGACAUUCCUGCUCUGUAGAAGAGUUGAUUUAUCAAAUUCAGGUUACAGUGGUGUAGAAAGCUACCGACAUUGCAAGAUUGAUUUGAAAAUGUCACUGUGAAAGAAGCAAGUGACUGGGAGAUUAUUAAUGGAAUACCAGAUUCUCACUACUUGUUCACUGUCACAUGGGUCAGUAGAAACCACUUUCUGAAUGCUUUUGGGCUUAUUCAAAAGGAGCUGUGGCUGAGCAGUUUGCAUAGGAUAAGAAAUCACCUCCAAGUUGGUGCCUUUGCUGAUAAUUUCAGCAAAGAAGCCAAAAUUCAGUUUGUGUAAUGAUAAAACUACCUUGCUACCUUUUGAGGUGUGUGUUAGGGAACAAUGUAAAGAAAUCCACUUGGAGCCUGACUGGCCCUGAAGACUUCCCUCCAAAUUACUUAAUCUACUCCAUGAGUCAAAAAUGACAUUUCAUUAAAGAAUCUUCUUUAAUACAAUUUGUUCCACAUGAAAUUCUUCACAAUCUAUUUGAAUUCCCCAGAUUAUUGUGAUUAUACUAGAAUGCUGUGGGCCAGGCAAUCAUCCACUUCCUGAUAUUUCACAUUCUUCGUGAGACCAAGAAAAGACUAAAACUGAAGUUGUAAGUAUAUAAAUUUGUUAGCUUUUAUGACCGAGUCGUUACCUUCUCUCUUAGUUAUUUAUGCCACUUCAGUAGGUUAGCUGCUUUUUUUUCUGUAACUUAAGCAUGGCUCCCAUUUCAGUCUAGCAGACAUACUUAAGGUCUUCAUAACCUGUAAAUCAGAGUAAUGCCUGAAUUCCUGUGAAAGCAUAUAUACACUAGAGAAUGUCUAGAGAUGGCAUUUCAAUGAUGAGUUAAUUAUUAUUGAACACUUAAACAAAAAUAUUCAAUAGUUAACUCUUGCUAAAACUUGACAAAUAUUAAGAUAUUAGCAAUAAGUAUUUCAAAAGUAGAUGUUAUAAUGUUAUUUCAGAAAGCAUAUAUUAAAACACUGGUGACUUUUUAAAAUCUAUAUUUGAAAACUCAUUGAAGCAAUCUGUAUAAUUAAAGCUAUGCUUUGUAAACCAAAGUUGUGGUUCUAUUUUAUUCCCAUAUCUUGGUUUAAACAAGAUAAUGAAAAUUCUUCUGAAAUCUCUGCAAAUCGUGUUUCGCCAAAACUAGUUUUGCUGAAGUUGCAUCAAUCUGCUAGCUGAAGGAGGAGGGUUUUGAAAACAGGGGUUUGGAGUUCAAUGUAAGCCAUAUUAGCAAACUGACUAGACAAGAACUGAACAUCCCAUAGCCACUAUUCUAACAAGAAAAUUUAAGAAAGACUGAAAUUAAUGAGGACUGUAUGUUUGAUAGUCUUGAACUGAUAUUAACCUAUGUAAAGAAGUAGCAUGAUUUAAAGACUUGAGACAUAGUAGUUAAUUAUUUUUUUAAAGAAAUAAACAAGGUUACCAAAACACA